Molecule: messenger RNA, 1365 nt
Organism: Akanthomyces muscarius
Lineage: Eukaryota; Fungi; Ascomycota; Sordariomycetes; Hypocreales; Cordycipitaceae
Exons: 3
Coding region: 1-1365 (454 amino acids)
Cellular component (GO): cytoplasm
Molecular function (GO): oxidoreductase activity
Source: RefSeq, a predicted model, not a curated record
AUGAAUUUUACGCCUGUGGCGAACUCUACCGCCUCGUACUGGCUCUCGGAGCCGCACCGACUAGCCAGCUUCUGCUCCUCCGCAACCGUCCCCAAGCAGGUCGACAUUGCCAUUAUCGGCACGGGCCUCGCUGGUGUUGCCACCGCCUACCAUAUCCUCAAGAACAGUGAUCCCCAAAAGCGUCCAUCCAUCACGUUGAUCGAGGCGCGGGAUGCCUGCUCAGGAGCAACGGCGCGCAACGGCGGCCACAUCAAGAUCAAGCUCGCGUCGCUCAAGGACUGGUACGAGAAGCAUGGCGUCGAUGCCGCCGCGGAGCUGGUUGCGUGGUCGGAAGCGCAGCGACACUGCUUGCAAAAGAUUGCCGAGGAAGAAGGUAUCGAGUGCGAGUUUCAGGUCCGGCGGUCGUUUGACAUGCUCUUUGACGAGGAGCAUGCGGUUGGAUUGAAGAGCUGGUUGACUACGCGUCAGAAGAAGGGCGUUACCUGGCUGAAGGAUAUGCAGUGGGUAGAAGGGCCGUAUCUCGAUAGGAUUACCGGCGUGAAAGGCGCUGUUGGUGCCUUUAGCUCUCCGGCCAUUUCGCUGUGGCCGUACAAAUUCGUGAUUGGUCUCCUCGAGCGUGUCAUUGAGCUCGGGGCCACUCUACACACCAAUACACCCGUCGAAUCCAUUCAAAACCCGAAUACUGAAGGCUCACCCGUGAUCCUGUCAACAUCAAGAGGCGAGGUCCGCGCUAACAAGGUCGUGUAUGCCUCCAACGGCUACGUCGCCGGUCUCCUCCCGCAAUACCGCCGCGUCAUCGUGCCCAUCCUCGGCCAAAACUCGAGAAUCGUCCCCAACCAAGCCACCCUCGACCGACUGUCAACCAUCGCCACCACGUUCAACUUCCACUACAGCACGGCGUGGGUCGACUAUCUCAAUCCUCGCCCCGACGGCGCCGUCAUCCACGGCGGCGGCGGCCGGAGCUUGGCGCCUGACGAUCGCAGUGGUAAAGGGCUCAACUCGAGGUUCAACUCGGUGGACGAUUCUCGAUUGCUCAAUGAUCAGGUGGCGGAGGAUUUCCGGGCUUUUGAUGAGCAGCAUUUCUAUGGAUGGGAAAACAGCGAGGCCAAGGUCGGCUCGACAUGGACUGGUGUCAUGGGAAUCACGAAAGACGGCCUUCCUCAUGCUGGAAGGGUCCCAGGGACCAGCAACCAGUGGAUUCUGGCAAGGUUCAACGGCGGUGGCAUGUUGCUGAUACCGACCAUGACGCAGGGCAUCGCGAAGAUGGUGGCGCAGGGUGAAGAGCUGGAAGAUACAAAUAUACCAGCGCAGUUCAAAACGACAGAAGCAAGGCUGUCUAAUAUUUUUACUGAGAUUUCGGAAUAG